Messenger RNA from Phoenix dactylifera (date palm), 405 nucleotides. RefSeq lists its product as uncharacterized. Lineage: Eukaryota; Viridiplantae; Streptophyta; Magnoliopsida; Arecales; Arecaceae. The record is from RefSeq and is a predicted model, not a curated record.
AUUCGAUCGUCUCUUCGGGAUUACGAUAGACUCCAAGCUCUCGCGGUUAUCCUCGUCUACAUCCAAAUUGGGUGCGCUCUGGUUGGAUCUCUUGGGGCAUUAUAUAAUGGUGUGCUGAUGAUUAAUCUGGCGGUGGCGUUCUUUGCACUGGUGGCGAUGGACAGCAGCAGCCAGAGCCUUGGGCCGACCUACGCCGUACUUCUCUUCUUUGCAAUUUUGCUGGAUAUUGCGUGGUUCAUACUUUUCUCGCACACAUUACGGAAUAUUAUUCCUGAUGAGAAAUAUGAGCCACUCUUUGCAUUCUCGCUCAGACUUGCUUUGUCAAUGGAAAUUAUUGGCUUUUCAGUGACGUUUUUUUCCUCAAUCUUAUGGAUUCAGAUAAGAAUAAGACAUCUGCUGUCUUAA